This is a messenger RNA of Mobula hypostoma (lesser devil ray), 4203 nucleotides long. RefSeq names its product unc-51 like kinase 3 (gene ulk3). Bases 98 to 1513 code for a protein of 471 amino acids. Gene Ontology annotation, biological process: regulation of autophagy; peptidyl-serine phosphorylation; piecemeal microautophagy of the nucleus. The transcript has 16 exons. Gene Ontology annotation, cellular component: cytoplasm; cytosol; phagophore assembly site. Gene Ontology annotation, molecular function: ATP binding; protein serine/threonine kinase activity. NCBI's taxonomy places the organism in Eukaryota, Metazoa, Chordata, Chondrichthyes, Myliobatiformes, Myliobatidae. The record is from RefSeq and is a predicted model, not a curated record.
UUAGCCGAGUGAAGUCAGUGGGUAGGAGGAGUCCGGUGCAGUAGUUCGUGUUGCUGUGUUUUCUCUCUGGCCCCGUCCUCUCGGAUGGAGUUACUGGAUGGCGGCUGGCUGCGCCCCUCCCAAACUGCAGGAGUUUAUCCUCACGGAGAAGCUGGGCAGCGGCUCCUACGCCACGGUUUAUAAAGCUUACAGGAAGGUGAACAACCGCGAGGUGGUGGCCAUUAAGUGCGUGAGUAAGAAAAGCCUGAACAAAGCUUCAGUGGAAAACCUGCUGACAGAGAUCGAGAUCCUGAAGACGGUCAAGCACCCUCACAUCGUCCAGCUGAAGGACUUCCAAUGGGACGGCGAGAAUAUUUACCUCAUCAUGGAGUACUGCGCGGGAGGCGACCUCUCCCACUUCAUCCGCAGCCGCCGGGCCCUUCCAGAGCAUGUGGCACGCCGCUUCCUGCAACAGCUCGCCUCUGCCCUGCAGUAUCUCCACCAACGCAACAUCUCACACCUCGACCUGAAGCCGCAGAAUGUUCUUCUCAGCUCCCGGACCUGUCCACACCUCAAGCUGGCUGACUUUGGCUUCGCACAGCACAUGUCUCCUUGGGACGAGAAGCACGUUCUGCGAGGGUCCCCAUUGUACAUGGCCCCGGAGAUGGUGUGCCAGCAGCAGUAUGAUGCCCGGGUGGAUCUCUGGUCCGUCGGAGUGAUUCUGUAUGAAGCUUUGUUUGGACAACCACCAUUCGCAUCGAAGUCCUUCACAGAGUUGGAGAGUAAAAUCCGCAGCAACAAGGCAGUUGAGCUCCCUCCGGGCGCACGGGUCUCCCCUGACUGCAGGGAUUUGCUGCUCCGACUGCUAGAGAGAGACCCGGAGCAGAGAAUGAUGUUCGAGGAGUUCUUUACUCACCCCUUCGUUGAUUUGGAUCACAUGCCGGGUGCAGACAGCCUGGAGAAAGCAACAGCGCUGGUUGUGGAGGCAGUGAAGAAGGAUGAAUUCGGUGACUACUCUGGCGCACUCUCUCUCUACUGCAGAUCCCUGGAGUACUUUGUCCCUGCUCUGCAUUACGAAUUGGACUGCAGACGGAAGACAGCUAUCCGCACAAAGGUAGCUCAGUACAUCUCCAGGGCAGAGGAACUGAAAGCACUGGUCGCCAAGGGCAACCAAGCCAACUUUGAGCAGGCCAAGUCAGCCAGAGUCCUGUUGAAAGAGAUGUCGCAGGACAAGCCCCGACUACUUGCUGCGUUGGAGAUGGGCUCGGCUGCCAUUGCCCAGGAAGAACAAGGGGACGACUUGGCAGAAACACUACAGCUGUACCAGCAGAGUCUGGGCGAGCUCCUGCUCAUGCUGGCUGCUGAACCACAGGGGAGAAGACGGGUGAUGUUACAUGCAGAGAUCAAAAACCUCAUGAGUCGAGCUGAAUAUCUGAAGGAGCAGUUGAAGAUGUGGGAGAAUCAGAAAGAAGCAGCAUCCAUGGACCAGGAUCUCUUUUCUGAGUCGGUCAAGAGCAGUUGUUUGCUCCAGUAACUACACAUCAGAAAAUCUCUGCCGAUAUCUCACAACUUCUCUCAAACGUAAUUGGGGGUAACUCCCACGCAACCUUGGCGUAACCUCAGUGUAAACUGGUACAAACCGCCCCUUGUGUGUUUGCUGACCCUUGAGUGGAGCAGUGACCAGUAACGUAAAUCAAACGAGUACCACAAGUUUAAUUUUAAAGCUUAUAUGCUUCAAAAGAAAGAUCGUUCUUAUUAGAAAAGUUUAAUUUUUCAUAGAGGUAAUAUAUUUACCAAAUAACUGCUCAGAGGAAGCAGCAUUAUUUAAGCUUAGCCUAAGUUAGGCUUUUACUUUUAGGAGUGUUCUCCUUAUUCCUGUGUUUUUUUUCCCCCUCCUCUGAAGGUCUGACCAGUCAUUUUGAUUUAACACUUUUUCUUCGAGGGACAGUAGGGCCAGUUGCACUAAUGGGAGGUGACCACUGACCUCCAGCCCCAAUGGGUUAAAGAAAAGCAAAAUCGAAUCAGUUGCUCACACUGUGCUCUUCACAGCCUCUGCCUAUUCCCUGAGGCUGGACAAGCAUUACAAAAGCUCUCCCACAGCUUGUGGAGUAGUCAUCGUGGAAGCCAGUUUGUAGAAUCUUCUCUGAGGGUACUUCACAGGGAGAGAUCAGCUUGUUCACUGUGAAUAGGAGUAGACUAUUGAGCAUAUCCCAGUGAGGUUAUUAGUUAAAGUCUUCCACUAAGAUUCUAGAUUGUUUAUUGCCAUUCUUCACUACACGAGUGUUAAGAACGGAAUGAUUGUUACUCGGGAUCCGGUGCAGCAUCUUAAAAACAACCUAAGCAUUAAGAGCAUAAUAAAAAAUAAACAACAAAACCACAAUCAAUAUUAAAGCAAUCCUAUGAAACACACUGUACAAGUAACUGUUGAGUGUACUAUAUAGACAUAGACUGAUUGUAUGUACAUAAAGUGAUGUUAGGUGAUGUGGAUGUCAUGGUGGUGAGAGUUGUGUGGUGGGUUAGUGGGUAGAGGUGUUGAUGAACCUGACAGCUUAGGGGAAGUAACUGUUUUUGAGUCUAGUAGUCCUGGCAUGGAUACGGUGUAGCUGCAUCCAAACAGUCAGACAAAUAGCCCAUAAGGUAGAUGAGUUACUUCAUUACUAAAUUCGCAGACUAGAUUUGCAAUGGAGCUCAGUACAUUGUGAACAUGAACUAUGAAUUUCUCAAGUUUCAUCAUCAAAGAGUUCUUUUGCAAUGAUAGGUAUGACAGGAGUUAGAAGAGAGCAUGAAGUUCUAACUCCCUUCCAGGUGGUAGUCUGACUCCCUCAUCUCUCCCAGCCCAUUUAUUCCAUUGUUCCAUUUCCUUUGCAUUUCAGUCUUAAAAGAAGAUCAGGACAGGAACAGUUAAUCUGUCCCGGACUCUGUGAAAAACUGUUACUUAUCACUAAACCAUCUGAAUUACUGAGAUAAAUAGAUAUAAAACAGUUAAGAGAUGAAGAUAAAUUUGAUCUUAAUUUGUCAGAAACAUACAAUGUAAUGCAUCGUUUGCAUCAAAUCAAAUCAGCAAGAAUUGUGAUGGGCAGCCUGCAAGUGUCUCUGUGCUUCUGGCACCAACACAAUAUGCCCACAGUUCCCUAACCCUAACUCGUACACCUUUGGAACGUGGGUGGAUACCAGAGCUCCUGGAGGAAACCCAUGCAGUCACGGGGAGAAAAUACAAACUCCACGCAAACAGCACCGUUGAUUGGGUUUGAACCCAGGUCUUCUGGAGUUGUGCAGCAGCCAAUCUACUAUUUGAGCCACAAUGCCUCCUGUGAUUGAUCAGUGCUGCAAUUAACUUAGAGCUCUGUGUCUUCCCUCUCUGGCGACAGCCCAAUAAAGCUGGGGGCGGGGUGGCUUUUCAGCUUUGGCAAAGAAGGAGCUCCAGUUCUGCUUCUCAGCUGGAAUUGCAUUAACUCAAGAAAUUGAAUUAGGGGUUCAGUAUCCAAGUACUUUUCUUUAAUAGGUUAAUAAGCCACAAGACAUAGGAGCAGAAUUAGGCCAUUCAGCCCAUUGAAUCUGUGCCACCAUUCCGUCAUGACUGAUUUGCUAUCCCUCUCAACCCCAUUCUCCUGCCUUCUCCCUGUAUCCUUGACACCCUUCCUAAUCAAGACCCUAUCAACCUUUACUUCAAAUAUCCCCAAAGACCAUAAGACUUAGGAGCAUAAUUAGACCAUUUAGCUCAUCUAGUCCGUUCCACGAUUCAUGGCUAAUUUAUUAUCCCUGUCAACCCCAUUCUCCUGCCUUCUCCCCAUAAUCUUUGAUGCCCCGAUUAAUCAAGAACCUAUCUACCUCUGCUUUAAAUACACCCAAUGAUUUGGUUCCAUAGCUGUCUGUGGCAAUGAAUUCCACAGAUUCACCAUUUUCUGGCGAAAGAAAUUCCUCCUUAUCUCGGUGCUAAAGGGACGUCCUAUUCUGAGGUUGUGCCCUCUGCAUAGAUUUGGUCUCCACAGCUGUCGAGGGAGAACAUAGUUCCUCUUUCAGGAUGAGCUGUACUCUUUAUGUAAUAAAAUAUUCCUUUGCUCAUUUUUUUUGACACCUUUCAUAUUUUAUGAGGAUUUCUUUAAUGAUUGAUGAACCACUUCACUGUUUCAUGUUUCUAUCUCUGAUUCUACUUGUCUUGUUAAUAUAACUUAAUGGAUGAUGAAAGUUAUGAUGAUCUCAAUAAAAUAAAGUUUAAACUUUGUG